AUGGCGGACGCGCAGGCAACGAAGGAAGAGCCAGUGCCUUCCAGACUACCCCCUGCGACCUCCCCACCACCCGGAGUCGCAUCCGAUCCUGAAGAAGACGAUCUCUCAGAUCUCGACGAUGUCCUCGACGAGUUCGCCAAUACGAAGCUCGACUCCAAAGCGCCAGCGGCAGCACCGAAGUCUGAACCCGCAACUGCACCAUCCUCCUCCGGUCCUGGCAGGCCUGAAGACACAUCGCCCGCUGAACUCCUCCUCGAAAACGAAGAUGAAUUUGCGAAACAGCUACAAAAAGAGAUGGAGCAGCUGCUCGGGCAAGGCGACUUCCAGAAGCAGUUUGAAGAUAUCAUGAAGGAGAUGAGCCAGGAAAUGGGUGGCGCGAACCCCUUGGAGGCUACAACAGCACCGGUAGCAGCACCGGCGAAGGAUGCGGGCAAGGCGACAGAAGAAGGCCCGGGUGCAACUCAGGCAGAGAAAGAGACUGCUGCCAAGGCGGAGAAGAGCUUCCAGGAGACGAUCAAAAAGACCAUGGAGCGCAUGCAGUCCUCGUCCGACACUGCGACUUCCGCCGCCGCGUCAUCCUCUCAAGACGACAUGCUAGCGCAAAUGCUCGCCUCCAUGGAAUCUGGCGGCUUCGGUGGCGAAGAAGGCGGCGAUGAGGAUUUCAGCAAGGUUUUGAUGGGUAUGAUGGAGCAGUUGACGAACAGAGACAUUCUAUACGAGCCCAUGAAAGAGCUUGACGACAAAUUUCCAAAAUGGAUGGAGGGAAACAAGGACAAAGUCCCGAAGGACGACCUCACAAGAUACGAAGAGCAACAGACCCUGGUUAGGGAGAUUGUAGGUAGGUUUGAGAGAAAGGGGUAUAGCGAUAGUAACGCGGGGGAUCGGGAGUACAUUGUUGAGAGAAUGCAGAAGAUGCAAGCCGCUGGCUCCCCACCACCUGAUCUUGUGGGCGAUAUGAAUGCUGCGCAGGAAGCGCUACAAGAGAUGGAUCAAGGGUGUCCGACACAGUGA
Messenger RNA from Cucurbitaria berberidis CBS 394.84, 1011 nucleotides. RefSeq names its product Pex19-domain-containing protein. Gene Ontology annotation, cellular component: peroxisomal membrane; peroxisome. Bases 1 to 1011 code for a protein of 336 amino acids. The record is from RefSeq and is a predicted model, not a curated record. NCBI's taxonomy places the organism in Eukaryota, Fungi, Ascomycota, Dothideomycetes, Pleosporales, Cucurbitariaceae. Gene Ontology annotation, biological process: protein import into peroxisome membrane. The transcript is spliced from 2 exons.